This is a messenger RNA of Varanus komodoensis (Komodo dragon), 3698 nucleotides long. RefSeq names its product atlastin GTPase 2 (gene ATL2). The coding region runs from base 1461 to 2531 and encodes 356 amino acids. The transcript has 9 exons. Gene Ontology annotation, molecular function: GTP binding; GTPase activity. Gene Ontology annotation, biological process: endoplasmic reticulum organization; protein homooligomerization. The record is from RefSeq and is a predicted model, not a curated record. Lineage: Eukaryota; Metazoa; Chordata; Lepidosauria; Squamata; Varanidae.
UGCUGCUUUGAAGAACAUGUAGCUUGGAAACUAAAUAGGAAAGAUGAUGUUACUUGAAGUUAGUUUACUGUAGCUAAACUAUUGGGUUCCUCUUUUGACUUCCACAGGACAUAAUUCAAGUAGUAGUUAAAGGUUUCAAAUACAGGGCUCUUCUGAAGUAUGGCAAGCAUCUUGAAAGCCCUUUGUGAAGCUUGUGCAGGGGUUGGUGAAUGGGAUUAAGUUUGGAGGAUCCAGAUUCAAAGUCUUGGCCUAAUCUACCACACAGUGUUGUGGUGAUAAAAUAGGGACAAGAGAAGAGAAUCCUAAGCUGCUUGGAGGAAAGAUAGAGGUAAUAGGCUUAUAAUGUACAGUGUCAUAUUUACCUCCAAACAGCAGCUUUGUGAUACCUUUAAAGAUUAUAACUUUUUUAUGGAAUAAGCUUUCGUGGGAUAGAACCUGGAAUGUUAUCCUCAGUUAGUGCAUACAUGUGGGUUGGUUUUGCUGCAGCAGACUAACCUUACUGGCCUAUUAGAACUUAAUCAGCCUCUUUUUCCAUGCACGUGCUGGAGAAGAGAGACAUGAUACAACUAGUGCUUUGGCUGCUGAGCGGUUAGAAAUAUGAACAAUACUGAAGGUCCAGUUGGAAAAGAGCCUUCCCCAUCUCCUGACUAUAUAUCCCCAUCUCCUGACCUUGAGGAUCAACUGAGGUGGCUGCUUUGGCAGCUUGGAAGCAGGGGUAUCUUGUUGGCCUGUUGCUUCUGCAGUUAGUCUUUUGUCUCUUUCUAUGGUGAGGGCCAAGCACAGGAGCCAUUUCUGCUGUUGCUCAUUACUCCAACCUGCUUAUAUUUGGUUCUAGUGGGCAGGAAGGAGCAGGGAAAUGUCUUAAUACUGUUUCAGUGGACUUUCCAGACUGGAAGGGGAUGCUCUGUGUUGAUGAGUGGUGAGGUUUAGAUGUCCACAGUCUCUAAUAAAGCAAAUGAUCUAUGCACAUCUUCUCUGGAUUAGAGUAACCAUAAUUACUGAGACACUGUAAAGGGCGGGAUAUAUUUUUUUUAACUAAAAUGAAUAAAUAAUUCUCAACUAUGUGAUUUCAUUAAACAGGUCUCUGCUUACCUAGUUAAUAAAUGGAAGCAUUUUGGUUUUUUUCUUUACUUCUAUGACUUUCUUAGGAAAGUAUGUGUAACUUUUUGCUUAGGACUGAAUUUGAAGGAGCUGGCAGGAUGUGGUUAAUGCUUUUUCCUACUGCUGGUUUGGUAGGGUUUAGGACAUGAUACAACAAAUCAUGAUAACCCAUGAUUACUAGUCUGGUUAGUAACUGAUGCAACACUUCCUUGCCUUACGCACCUUUUAAUUACUUUUCCAGAUAACAUGAAAGUUAUGUAUUUUGUAGGUAUACAACUUAUCACAGAACAUCCAAGAAGAUGAUCUUCAGCAUUUGCAGUUUCAUUUAUUAGCUGUUUACAGAGUAUGGACGGUUAGCUAUGGAAGAAAUUUACCAAAAGCCAUUUCAGACACUAAUGUUCUUAAUUAGAGACUGGAGCUAUCCUUACGAACAUCCAUAUGGCUUAACAGGAGGACAACAAUUUCUAGAAAAACGGUUGCAGGUGAAGUUACACCAACAUGAAGAACUCCAGAAUGUAAGGAAGCAUAUUCAUUCAUGUUUCAGUAAUCUUGGCUGUUUCCUCUUGCCGCACCCUGGUCUUAAAGUUGCAACUAACCCACACUUUGAUGGGAGGCUAAAUGACAUUGAUGACGACUUUAAAAGAGAGUUACGGAAUCUGGUUCCAUUGCUACUUGCCCCUGAAAAUCUGGUAGAAAAAGAAAUCAAUGGUGCAAAAGUGACUUGUAGAGACCUUGUGCAAUAUUUUAAGGCUUAUAUUAAAAUCUAUCAAGGAGAGGAACUACCUCAUCCUAAGUCAAUGCUUCAGGCAACAGCAGAAGCGAACAACCUGGCUGCAGUUGCUGGAGCAAAAGAUACUUAUAACAAAGGAAUGGAGCAGGUUUGUGGUGGAGAUAAACCUUACAUUGCUCCUGCAGACUUAGAGCAAAAGCACCAGGAUUUAAAAGAGCUCGCUAUAAAGCAGUUCCGUUGUGUGAAAAAGAUGGGAGGUGAAGAGUUCUGUCGCCACUACCAAGAACAGCUUGAAGAAGAGCUUGACGCAAUCUAUGCAAACUUUGUGAAGCACAAUGAUGGCAAAAACAUCUUCUAUGCUGCCCGUACUCCUGCCACUCUCUUUGCUGUCAUGUUUGCCAUGUACAUAAUCUCAGGACUAACUGGCUUCCUUGGCAUGAACUCCAUAGUGACUCUGUGCAACCUUGUGAUGGGGUUAGCGCUUCUCUCCCUUUGUACUUGGGCAUAUGUUAAAUACUCUGGGGAAUUCAGAGAAGUUGGAACACUCAUUGAUCAGCUGGCUGAAGUACUAUGGGAACAGGUGCUAAAACCUCUUGGGGAUAAUCUGAUUGAAGAUACCAUGAGACAAUCGGUUACAAACUCUAUCAAAGCAGGCCUGACUGAACAGAUGUCUCAGCAUGCCAGAUUAAAGACAGACUGAUGGUUCAUCUCAUCUCAUUCACCUGCCCAGCCUAGACUUGCUUGCUAUACAAUGAGAACUCAAUAAACCAAAGUUUACAUUUGACUGUAGAGAUGUAGUUUAGUCUGACUGGCUUCCCAGUUUGCUGCCAUUCUGUUGUGCGAGGGCGGACUUGCAGGAAAAGAAGCUGUUUAAGACUUCCUCAGUUGUUUGCUUCUAAAAUGUAGCGAGGUGCCAAUAGAGGAGAGUGUGGGGAGGUCUAAACUAUGAUACUAGUGUUCUAGGUACCCAGGGAGAGGUGGCGUGGCCUCUAUCUUAUGUAAACAUAUCCACUGUAAAGGGUUUUUCAGGGAAGUAAUUAUCAAACCUAUACAAGGAAUUCUUUUAACGGAAUGUAUGUAGCCACACAAUGUCCCACAGAACGUUUUAACUUUGAACACUUGUAAACCAUUAACAUGAAUCCAGUUGACACAUCAGCAGAGUGGUCAACAGUGAAGUCAUGUUUGAGCCACUACAUUUAGCUGUUUCUUGCUUUACUGCCUUUUCUACCAGUAUUACCCAAAUGCAUGUGUAUUGUUCUCCACGGAAAUUACAUUUAGAGGUAACAGUUGUAACCAAGGAAUCUAUCUUCAAGUGUACAUUGUCUUGCCUUUUAAAAUUUGGAGACCUUGUCCUAAAGGAUAUGCAUAUUGAGAAAAGAGCUUUUUCUCUGCAGAUUUAGCCUUCAUGUAUAUAUAAUAUGCCAUUAAUAUUACUCGGGGGAGAAAAUCCAUCCAAAAACGAAGACCGUUGCCUACAGCUAAAAAGCAAUGAGUUAGGAUUGUCUGUACAGUGUGUCUAGUUAUUUUUUAAGAAACCACAGGGCAUGUAUAAAAUAUAAAUAUAUAAAUACAAUUUUGUAUCAAAGUUUUGUAGUUUAUGGCAAAACCUGGUUCCGUGAUAGGCUAAGUACAGUCCCUGUAAAGGAAUGUUUGUGGCUCAUGUAAAUGUGUGAAUGCAUCAAAACAAUUUGGAGUUUUUUGAUAUAUUUGUGAUAUUUACCUGCCUUGAGCACUGCAAUCUCACCCCAUGGGAAAUCAGUGGGAAUGUUUGUUGUGAAACUUUGUCUUCAGUUGCAUUUUAAAGUUAUUUCCUGUAAUUUAUUUUCCAGUACAUUAUUAAAAUCAAUUGUGUAUAUAUGAAAUUAAA